AUGGAGUCCAAAUUUUCGGGUUUUGCCAAAGAGACCACCGCCAGACCUGCGUGUAAAAAAUGCGGUUACUCUGGUCACUUGACGUUUCAAUGUCGGAAUUUCAUUAAAAUCGAUCCCAACAAGGAUAUCGUGUUGGAUGUGAGCAGCACAAGCAGUGAACCGGAUGAGGAGUAUGUGACACCACUGGUGCAGCUGCGCGAAACCGAAUUAGCCUUGAAAUUGAAAGAGGCGGCGUCCAAAAAAAAGAAGAAGAAGAAGAAGAAGAAGUCAAAGAAACGCAAGCACAAUACGACUGACAGCGAGUCAUCUGACGAUGAUACGGCUGAGCGAAAAAAGAAACAUAAGAAACACAAGAAACAUAGGAAAGAAAAAAAAUCUAAAGAUUAA
Molecule: messenger RNA, 387 nt
Organism: Macrosiphum euphorbiae (potato aphid)
Lineage: Eukaryota; Metazoa; Arthropoda; Insecta; Hemiptera; Aphididae
Source: the annotation of a GenBank genome assembly